Messenger RNA from Neocloeon triangulifer, 858 nucleotides. RefSeq names its product protein lethal(2)essential for life-like. NCBI's taxonomy places the organism in Eukaryota, Metazoa, Arthropoda, Insecta, Ephemeroptera, Baetidae. Bases 168 to 731 code for a protein of 187 amino acids. Gene Ontology annotation, biological process: protein refolding; response to heat. The record is from RefSeq and is a predicted model, not a curated record. The transcript has 4 exons. Gene Ontology annotation, molecular function: protein folding chaperone.
CACCCCUGCGCGCAAUAUUCUGGAAGUCUUCCGUUCAGAAAGGCAAAGAAUACGUCACCGUGGGGUUCUAUUUAAAAACCGCAUAUUGGCUCCAACUUCCAUUCGCCAAUUUUAACCCGCUCAGUUGACAACCGACUCUCUUAGCUGCCACUUCAGCCUGCGGAAACAUGUCGAUGGUGCCGAUGAUGUUCAGGGACUGGUGGGACGAUUUUGAGUUGCCUCGCUCCCGUCUUUGGGACAACAGCAACUUCGGCCUGGGUCUGCACAGGGACGACCUCUUCCGCGCCCACAACAGCAUGCUGCGCCCGUGGACAAGGAGACAACAGAGCGCGAUUGUCCACCCCAUCCAGACCGAAACCGCCAACGCAGACAACUCUGUCUACAGCACCGUCCUCGACGUCAGCCAGUUCACACCAGCAGAGCUCAGUGUUAAAGUUCAGGGCAAUGCGGUGGUCGUCGAAGGAAAACACGAAGAGCGCGCCGACGACCACGGAUACAUUUCUAGGCACUUUGUGCGCCGCUAUGUGCUUCCUGAGCAGUACGACCUGGAUCAGGUCAAUUCGAGCCUUUCAUCUGACGGCGUCUUGACCAUUUCUGCGCCAAAGAAGUGUUUGCCGGGCAGCGGCGAACGAGUGGUUCUCAUUCAGCAAACUGGAGUUCCAGCCGUGAAAUCGGCGGCGGUCACAAAUGAGCCGACCAUCACUCACCCACAAACGCCACAACCAAUUUAAUUCUGUGUUGCAAUUUAAAACUUGAUGAUUAUGUUUAAAUCGCUAAAAUAUCUUUUAUUUUGGCUAUAAUCUUUGUAUUUAUUUUAUGCUUAUAAUAAUUAAAUUUAAAUGUUAAAAAAAGUUUUUU